GGAUAACUAAUGGCAAGCAUGGCUGUCUAGCGUGCCUGUCACUCCUAUUGUCCUUCCAAACUCUUUCAGACAUUUUGAGCAGGGAGUAUUAAAGCUAUGAGUUAGCAAGGGUUGUGACAUUAAUGGUCCACAAAGGCUUUAGGCACGAGAAGUAAUGAUGAUUACCAGUGGCUAUUGGGAGGACUGCACUGGAUUGCUGUCACUAGAAAUUAAGCGUGGCUUUUGAGGAAGAUGUGACAACUACCGGAGGUCUUUUUACCAUUCCUCCAGGACUUCCACCAUAAGGAAAGAAGCCCCUGGACCAACACCCUCUAAGAUGUUUAUAUGGACCAGUGGCCGGACCUCUUCAUCUUACAGACACGAUGAGAAAAGUGUGUGGACAGAAGAAUCUCAGUGCACCUUGCUGAAUGCAUCCAUCACGGAAACAUUUAAUUGCUCCUUCAGCUGUGGUCCAGACUGCUGGAAACUCUCUCAGUACCCCUGCCUCCAGGUGUACGUUAACCUGACUUCUUCCGGGGAAAAGCUCCUUCUCUACCACACCGAAGAGACGAUGAAAAUCAAUCAGAAGUGCUCCUAUAUACCUAAGUGUGGAAAAAACUUUGAAGAAUCCAUGUCCCUGGUAAGUGUUGUCAUGGAAAACUUCAGGAAGUACCAACACUUCUCCUGCUAUUCUGACCCAGAAGGAAACCAGAAGAGUGUCAUCCUAACCAAACUCUACAGUUCCAACGUGCUGUUCCAUUCCCUCUUCUGGCCCACCUGUAUGAUGGCCGGGGGUGUGGCGAUCGUUGCCAUGGUGAAACUCACGCAGUACCUCUCCCUGCUCUGUGAGAGGAUUCAACGGAUCAAUAGAUAAAAGCAAAAAUGGAUGACAUAAUUUUCUUUAAAGCUCAAAUACUGUUUUCUUUCAUUCUUCACCAAAGAACCUUAAGUUUGUAGUGUGCAGUCUGUUAUAAGUUCCUUAAUAUAUUCUUAUACGUAGAGCAAUAAUGCAAAAGCUGUUCUAUAUGCAAACAUGAUGUCUUUAUUAUUCAGGAGAAAAAAAUAACUGUUUGGUGUUGAUUGGUUGUUUUCAUAAUCUUGUUUUGAUGCUGGAACUAGUACUUUUUCCUCUUGUUCCACCAAAAUAGGGCUCAGUUAUUCAUUGCCAAGCUUUGUGGAGAAAUGUAGACAAUAUCAAUGUGAUCAGGUCUGCGUUCUGAGUUGUCAGGUCUCUUGAAGACAAUAAUUUUCAUCAUUUAUUGUUUACUAAAGCUACAGCCAAAAAAAAUUUUUUUUCUUUAUUCCAAACUGAGCCCUGUAGCAAGUGAAGGGACCAGAUUUUCUAAUUAAAGGGUGUUAAGCAUUUUCCUUGUAUCUUUACCAUAUCACUGUAAAGAAGAGAGGAAACCCAGCCAGCUACCUUUCCCGCAUUACUUUUUAUUCAUAACUUUCGAUUUUUUAACUGAUUUCAAAAAAAUAAGCUGUUUUCAUCAGCCAAUUCUAUCUAAUCCCUUCCUGUGAUAAAAAGAAAGUGAACAGAGCCCUUUUCCACUUAAGACCCUGCUACUGUGUGAAGAGAUGAUACCUACAAGGAGUUUCCUUACCUGUGAACUGCCUGAAUGCCAGUAGGUGCUCCAUUACGAUCUAGGAAAGUGUGUUACUAAGACACUUGUAUCAAAAUCUCUAUUCCAUUUCUACUGAACUGUUAGGUGGUAAAAUUAAGAUGCUACUUGCUGGUAAAGCCUGGUGGACUGAUUUCAAAGGUUAAAUCUGUCGUGGCAAAUUAACAUGCUGGAAUAUUGUUCUUUGGGAAUUUAUGUUUAAGUUAAUGAAUGUGUAGUCUCUCCUGACAAGUGUUCUCUAUUGGGAUUUUAAAGCUAUGUGCACAGAAUAUUUGUCUCCUCUACAUAUUUUAUUUUUCUAUUUACAAUUCCCUUUUUUUGUUGUUAUAUUUUAUACACAGAAUAGACCUUUUUCCUAACACACAUUUGAACUGAAUAACAGAUCUAAAGUAAGCCUUCGUUCACAUUGCUAUGUACUUAUUGUGUUUGUGGGGGGAAAUGAGGGAUUGGUUUUAAAUAAAAGCAUUUCAUCUUUUAUUUAAUAUCAAUAUCAAAAGGAGAAGACAAGCAUCUAUCUUUCUCAUCUAUAUUUAAGUACCUUUUUGUAAUGUAGUAUCAAAGUUUUUUAGGUAUUGCAAAAUUUUACAAAUCACUUGUGGAAUGAGUGGUAAAACUUAUAUGAUGAAGUGAAAAUUAUUCUGCAAUAUUGUAAUUCAUAGUCUAACUUUUCAUAAGCAAAUAAAAUCCCUAGGGUGUAAUCAGGACUUUAAAUGUGUAAUUAAAUUUUUUAAUCCAUUAAA
Galeopterus variegatus (Sunda flying lemur) is the source of this 2341-nucleotide messenger RNA. RefSeq names its product potassium large conductance calcium-activated channel, subfamily M, beta member 2 (gene KCNMB2). Gene Ontology annotation, cellular component: membrane; voltage-gated potassium channel complex. Gene Ontology annotation, biological process: detection of calcium ion; potassium ion transport. Bases 317 to 853 code for a protein of 178 amino acids. NCBI's taxonomy places the organism in Eukaryota, Metazoa, Chordata, Mammalia, Dermoptera, Cynocephalidae. The transcript is spliced from 4 exons. The record is from RefSeq and is a predicted model, not a curated record. Gene Ontology annotation, molecular function: potassium channel regulator activity; calcium-activated potassium channel activity.